CCACUUCCCGCCCGUCAGUCCUUCACGGUGCCCGAAUCGCCCGCUGGUUUAAGUGCAGCCUGUCAAUCAGAGCCGCUCUCGAGGCCCCGCCCAAGGCCGUGCUGCGUUUCUCCUUACGUCACUUCCUCUCCAGCCCCUGCGUAAUCGAUAAGGAAACCCGGACGCUGCUGCAGCUUUCUUUUUUUCAGGCGGCCGGGAAGAUGGCGGACAUUCAGACUGAGCGUGCCUACCAAAAGCAGCCGACCAUCUUUCAAAACAAGAAGAGGGUCCUGCUGGGAGAAACUGGCAAGGAGAAGCUCCCGCGGUACUACAAGAACAUCGGUCUGGGCUUCAAGACACCCAAGGAGGCUAUUGAGGGCACCUACAUUGACAAGAAAUGCCCCUUCACUGGUAAUGUGUCCAUUCGAGGGCGGAUCCUCUCUGGCGUGGUGACCAAGAUGAAGAUGCAGAGGACCAUUGUCAUCCGCCGAGACUAUCUGCACUACAUCCGCAAGUACAACCGCUUCGAGAAGCGCCACAAGAACAUGUCUGUACACCUGUCCCCCUGCUUCAGGGACGUCCAGAUCGGUGACAUCGUCACAGUGGGUGAGUGCCGGCCUCUGAGCAAGACAGUGCGCUUCAACGUGCUCAAGGUCACCAAGGCUGCCGGCACCAAGAAGCAGUUCCAGAAGUUCUGAGGCUGGACAUCGGCCCGCUCCCCACAAUGAAAUAAAGUUAUUUUCUCAUUCCCA
Pan troglodytes (chimpanzee) is the source of this 731-nucleotide messenger RNA. RefSeq names its product ribosomal protein S11 (gene RPS11). Lineage: Eukaryota; Metazoa; Chordata; Mammalia; Primates; Hominidae. Gene Ontology annotation, cellular component: ribosome; cytosolic small ribosomal subunit. The record is from RefSeq and is a predicted model, not a curated record. Gene Ontology annotation, biological process: translation. Gene Ontology annotation, molecular function: structural constituent of ribosome. The coding region runs from base 201 to 677 and encodes 158 amino acids. The transcript has 5 exons.